Caenorhabditis remanei is the source of this 1218-nucleotide messenger RNA. RefSeq lists its product as uncharacterized. The record is from RefSeq and is a predicted model, not a curated record. The transcript has 5 exons. Gene Ontology annotation, biological process: DNA damage response; DNA replication. Gene Ontology annotation, molecular function: double-stranded DNA binding. The coding region runs from base 1 to 1218 and encodes 405 amino acids. NCBI's taxonomy places the organism in Eukaryota, Metazoa, Nematoda, Chromadorea, Rhabditida, Rhabditidae. Gene Ontology annotation, cellular component: nucleus.
AUGGGAAAACACGAGAAAGGAAGUUCAAAAGAUUUGGCGAAUCGAACAAAAUCAAAAGGUUUGCAGAAGCUGAAAUGGUUCUGUCAAAUGUGUCAAAAACAGUGUCGUGAUGCGAACGGAUUCAAAUGUCAUUUAACUUCAGAAGCACAUCAACGUCAAUUACUACUCUUUGCUGAAAAUUCGAAUUCUUAUUUACGCCAGUUUUCGAAUGAUUUUGAGAAGAAUUUCAUGCAGUUAUUACGGACUUCCUAUGGAACAAAACGUGUCAGAGCGAACGAAGUUUAUAAUGUGUAUAUUAAAGAUAAGGGUCACGUUCACAUGAACUCAACUGUAUGGCACUCUCUAACCGGCUUCGUUCAAUAUCUCGGUUCUUCUGGUAAAUGUAAGAUCGACGAAGGUGACAAAGGAUGGUAUAUUGCAUACAUUGAUCAGGAAGCUGUAAUUCGAAAAGAAGAAGAUCAAAGAAAACAACAGCAAGAACGAGAUGAUGAAGAGAGACACAUGCAGAUUGUAGAAGAAAUGGUUGCACGUGGAAAAGAAUUAGCCGGUGGAGAAGUUGAUGAAUAUGAAGCGACAGAGCUUGUUCGUGACACUCCGGACCAAAAAAUUCAGUUAGAUUUGGGAUUUUCUGAAAAGAAACCGAUCACUUCUACCAUUUUCACUUCUAAAAACACUUCAAUUUUCGAUCUAAAACCUGUCAAAAAAGAAGAUCCGGAUGGACCCGGACCGUCAGGAUCAUCUGGAUCAUCUAACAGGAAACGAUCACGAUCAAGGAGUCCAGGACCUUCGAAAAGCUCAAAAUCAUCCAAAAAAUCAGCACUUGACGAAAUUAAAGAAAUGGAAGAAAGAAAAAAAGAAAGAAAAAAUCGGAAGGAUUAUUGGAUGACAGAGGGUAUUGUUGUAAAGGUAAUCACAAAAUCACUUGGCUCCAAUUAUUACAAAGCGAAAGGAAUUGUGAAAAAGAUGAUCGACGACUAUACGGCCCAAGUGAAACUCGACGACGGAACAGUAGUGAAACUGGAUCAGGAACACGUGGAAACGGUGAUUCCUUCGAUUGGAAGACAAAUGUUGGUGGUUAAUGGAGCAUAUCGAGGAGCAGAAACGACGCUUGAAUCGAUCGACGAAAAACGAUUCUCCCUCCGACUGAAAAUCGCCGCUGGACCGACACGAGGCCGUGUGAUCGAAGUUCCUUAUGAAGAUGCCAGCAAAUUGGCUUGA